Aspergillus alliaceus is the source of this 1819-nucleotide messenger RNA. RefSeq names its product SWIRM domain-containing protein. Gene Ontology annotation, biological process: chromatin remodeling; regulation of transcription by RNA polymerase II. The transcript has a single exon. Gene Ontology annotation, molecular function: transcription coactivator activity; chromatin binding; protein binding. The record is from RefSeq and is a predicted model, not a curated record. The coding region runs from base 537 to 1718 and encodes 393 amino acids. Lineage: Eukaryota; Fungi; Ascomycota; Eurotiomycetes; Eurotiales; Aspergillaceae. Gene Ontology annotation, cellular component: SAGA-type complex; nucleus.
CAUAAUAGUUCGAUCCCUUUUCAGUUUUGCGUCCGCCUCUCCCAGGGGCCUUAGUGUAUUUAUUAUUGCCUCUCAACUCUGAACUGUUUCCAAAUAGGAAUAGACUUGCCCUGUUAUCUGUCCUUGAGUUGCUUAAAUAGAACACGACCUCCCCCCACCCUUCUUUCCAAUAGAGGCCUGAUAUCAGUAGGAGAGAUCGCCUAUAUAUUUCUAUCAAUCAACCACACGCCCCGGCCAUAGUGAGCCUUAUCGCCGAAGGGGGCCUACAUAUGUCAUCCGCCUAUUGCCACCCAUAGGACAAAGAGGCGGCCCUGACAAAUCACUUUCACGUGUGCUUUGCCAGCAUAGCCCAAUCCCUUUUCCACUGACUUCCAUAAACACAUCCCACCGGGUGUUCCGUCAUAUAUUACCCUUCUCAGGCACUAUAUUUCUAGCAGAACACAAGUGAUAUUCCCCCAGAGUCCAUCCCCUCCCACUCCUUUCUACCACCCUUUGUCCUGUUGUCUGUGUUCGCGUCCGGCGUUCAAUCCAUUGGGAUGACCUCAUUUACUGUCGCCUCUCCCCUGGGCCGAAGCGACAAGACCAACAUGAAUCGUUUACCAUCCGUUUCCAGCCUCAUGUCGCCCCCAGAGUCCAAACCCUUCGAUAGUUUUAACGCUCCAUUUUCACCCCAUCAAAUGUCACAGGAUUCCUCAUUCAGCCAUGAUAUGAGACUUCCGCCUAUCUCAGUCGAUCGGAAGCGAACACAAUCAGAGAUGGACUUGCCGUCGCCACCUGUCACCCCUUACUCAGGCAACAAAAAAAGGAAGUCCAAUACAUCAGAACAGAUCGAGAGAGAUACAGUGGUUGGCUCUUCAAGAGACCCCGUCCUCUUUCCUCGCCACGACUCUCUUACUGAGGUCGCCACUGAUGAGCCAUUAUUCGGGCCUAUACUCCCGCCCGCGACGGAAGCCUUGGUUGAGCAACACAUUAAUUCCCACAUGGCAAGGUUUGAAAAUAAAUUAAAUAAACCGACACGCGAUGAGUACCUUCUAGCCCUUUCGUGUGUGCCAAUCGUCUCAGCUCAAUAUAAUCGCAACCCAGGAGCAUGGGCUAAAGAGGAGCGUGAAACGCUCGAGCGCCAACUGGUUAUGAUGAAUCGUUGUCGUCCUCAUACGUUGGAAGUGAAGUUAAAGAAAAUCGCACCAGCGCCGACCAAGAGGACAGUUCCUGCUCAAACCCGUGCGCAGCGGACUCCCAGGGUCAAGCGUACACCAAGAUCCACACCAAAGCAGAAAGUUUUGGAUUCCUUUGACUUAACUCCCCAAUCGAGUAACAAGCAACCCCGAGCUAUAGGCACAAAUCGGGAUGACACAGAUUAUAAAUCCAUCAAGGAUUAUUCCCCACCAUUAGAGACCCUCGGCAGCAAUGCAAAAGCAUUAAAAGCAGAUUGGAAAGGACAAAUGCUAGAUCUUGGCAAUGAUCCGGAUCGACACUUACUGAAUGCCGCUGAGCUCAACCUUGCAGCCACAUUAAGACUAUCAUGUGCAACGUACUUAUGCAGCAAGCGUCGCAUCUUCGAGGCUCGUGUUAAAGCUCUGAAUGUCGGCAAGGAGUUCCGGAAGACAGACGCUCAACAAGCUUGCAAGAUCGAUGUUAACAAAGCAAGCAAGCUUUGGACAGCGUAUGAUCGGGUUGGCUGGUUCAGGCCAGAGCAUUUCGAACAGUUCUUUACAUGAUAUCGAAAGAUAUAUCAAAUCAAGACUGCCAUGAAAAAACUGCUGCACCCAUCAUUUGAACUUUCGUCAGUUAAUUAGCGAAUUCGAUCCCAGAUUCAUGC